Molecule: messenger RNA, 1897 nt
Organism: Hibiscus syriacus
Lineage: Eukaryota; Viridiplantae; Streptophyta; Magnoliopsida; Malvales; Malvaceae
Product: ent-kaurene oxidase, chloroplastic-like
Exons: 8
Coding region: 23-1558 (511 amino acids)
Biological process (GO): gibberellin biosynthetic process
Cellular component (GO): endoplasmic reticulum; chloroplast outer membrane
Molecular function (GO): heme binding; iron ion binding; ent-kaurene oxidase activity
Source: RefSeq, a predicted model, not a curated record
UAUAAACUUCGAGACAAUCGCAAUGCUACAUAUCUUUCAGUUCUUGCAAACUAUCCCCUUUCUCAACUCCGUCCUUGUUGUCGGCCUAUCUUUUUUCUUCUUCAUUUUCCUCAAGAGAUUUGUGCUAUCGGGUCGCAACAUGGGAUCUACCAGCCUUCCGACUGUCCCAGAGGUACCGGGGCUACCGAUUAUAGGAAAUCUGCUGCAGCUGAAAGAGAAGAAACCUCACAAGACAUUCACGAAAUGGGCAGAGACAUACGGACCUGUUUAUUCUAUCAGAACCGGGGCUUCUACUCUUGUUGUCAUCAAUUCUCCCGAGACGGCCAAAGAGGCCAUGGUGACAAGGUUUUCAUCCAUUUCAACUAGAAAGCUAUCGAACGCGUUGAAGGUUCUAACUUUUGAUAAAUGUAUGGUUGCAACCAGUGACUACGACGACUUUCACAAAAUGGCCAAACGAUGUUUGCUGACAAAUACCUUGGGUUCAAGUGCCCAGAGACGACACCGACACCACAGAGAAACUAUGAUUGAAAAUAUAUUAAGCCAGUUUCAUUCUUUGGUGAGAGAUGAUCCUCUCCAACCUGUCAACUUCAGGGAAGUGUUCGAGUCUGAACUUUUCGGAUUGGCAAUGAAGCAAGCAUUGGGAAAGGACGUGCAGUCGAUUUAUGUGGAGGAACUUGGUACAACUUUCUCGAGAAAACAACUACAUAGAGUUCUAGUCCUUGAUAUGAUGGAGGGUGCAAUUGACGUAGAUUGGCGAGAUUUCUUCCCAUAUUUGAAAUGGAUUCCUAACAAAAGUUUUGAAAUGAAUAUCCAGCAAAAGCAUUUCAGGAGGAUGACAGUGAUGAAUGCCCUUAUCAAGGAGCAGAUGGAACGAAUCGGUUCAGGAGAGGAAGUGAAUUGUUAUCUUGAUUACUUGUUGUUCGAAGCAAAGACACUUACAAAGGAGCAGCUAGCUAUGUUACUCUGGGAGACAAUCAUUGAAACAGCAGAUACUACUCUGGUCACAACAGAGUGGGCAAUGUAUCAGCUUGCUAAAGAUCCAACCCGACAGGAUCGUCUCUAUCAUGAAAUAGAAAAGGUUUGUGGUUCUAACAAGAUCAAGGAAGAAAACUUUUCUCCAGUCCGAUACUUGGAUGCUGUUUUCCAUGAAACCCUUAGGAAGCACAGUCCGGCUCCAUUAGUUCCUUUAAGAUAUGUUCAUGAAGAUACUCAAAUAGGAGGUUAUUAUAUACCAGCAGGAACUGAGAUUGCUAUCAAUAUCUAUGGUUGUAACAUGGACAAGAAUCAUUGGGAAAACCCUGAAGAGUGGAAUCCAGAGAGGUUUAUCGGUGAACAAUACGACCCUGUGGAUUUACACAAGACAAUGGCAUUCGGAGCUGGGAAGAGGGCGUGUGCAGGUUCUCUUCAGGCAAUGUUGCUCGCUUGUGCAGCAAUUGGUAGGUUGGUGCAGGAAUAUGAGUGGAGCCUGAAAGAUGGUGAAGAAGAGAAAGUUGAUACAGUUGGGCUGACCUCUCAGAAGCUGCAUCCACUGUUGGCAAUCCUAAAACCAAGAAAUUAAGGGGAAUACCCUCAACUUAAUAAAAAAAUAAAAAUAAAGCAUCGAUGAACCAUCAAUCUCUUGCCAAAACUAAUGUAUGCCUAUAGGCCACCAAGGAAUUACUUUUAACUAUGUGAGACUGAGGUUUAGUUCUCUGAGUCCAAUAUAGUUGCAUUUGGAGAUGAAAUUUAGCAGUAAAUGGGCUUAGAAAAUUGUUCCAUCUGAAUGCAUGUUUCUGAACCAUGUCUUGUCGUCGUCAUUUGUGAACCUGUCCAAUAACAGAUUUGGAUUGUUUGUGCUAUACAAAUAGAAGGAUAAGCGUUGGGGUAGAGGGACCCAAAUAGAAGGAUCCUUGAACCA